Molecule: messenger RNA, 3815 nt
Organism: Ruditapes philippinarum (Manila clam)
Lineage: Eukaryota; Metazoa; Mollusca; Bivalvia; Venerida; Veneridae
Product: serine/threonine-protein kinase DCLK2-like
Exons: 8
Coding region: 357-3227 (956 amino acids)
Biological process (GO): protein phosphorylation; intracellular signal transduction
Molecular function (GO): protein kinase activity; ATP binding
Source: RefSeq, a predicted model, not a curated record
UGUUUACGGCCAUUUAAACAAUAGAUCGUCGAGGAAAUUAUUACCUUGUUUCUAUUGGUGUAUAUUUGAUUAAAAUUGAAAUUAACAAAAAGAUUGGAUUUUAAUUGUUAUACUUAUGAUUCUUUAAUAAUGAAAAUGUGACUUAAAAAGAAAUAAGAAUUUGAAGAGUGCGAUAGAAAGAGUGAAGAAAAAUAGUGAAAGUUUUCAAGUUUAUAGAUUUUUGUAUUUACAUACACCAUGGAAUAAUUUGUCUAUUCAAGGAUGUUGAAAUAACAGCAUAAAUAUGGCGUCAUAAAAAGGAGGACGUGACAGAGGAAUAUUUUCUACAGUGAACGUGAUUACAUAUAACAGUAUCAAUGACUGAGACAAUGGCAAGACGGGCCAUUAACUUUAACUCGGUAUCUCAGGCCCAUCGAGAUGUCACUGACGAAAGAUACCGUGACCUUCGCAGACCUAGAAAAGUGCGUUUUUAUGUAAAUGGAAAUCGCUUCUUUAAAGGAAAGAAGUUAUACAUAACUCCACAUCGGUACUACAAUUUUAAUGAUCUGCUAAAUGACCUCACCGGAAAGCUACCGUCUGGGUCCAACUUGCCAUAUGGAGUGCGUCAGAUUUUUACGCCGGCCAGUGGACGACGCGUUUGUGAUAUUGAAGACCUACAAGACGGCCAUGCGUAUGUUUGCGCAGGAUUUGAGGGAUAUAAAUCAAUAAAAUAUGGAAAAGCGGAUUUGGAGCCUUGGUCUUUAGGGGAACCGAAAAAGUUGCCGGGUUUGAACGGUAAAUACAGUGGAUUUCAUGGGCUGUAUGACUCUAAUACCUCAUCCCGUCACCACCAACAUGAGACUUAUGACAACCCAGAGCAGAACUACACACAGUAUCGGCCCCGUAUGUACGGGAAUGCCUUCCACCCGGGCAAGUUUUUCCAGAAUCGGGUUCAGGAUGGGCAGCAGCAGUUACAGCAUCGAAGAUACCUUGGUGCUUUUGGUCCGGCAAACCGGAACAGUUACCUAGGAGGUCAUACUGAAAAUCAAGCACCUGUCAGGCCUAAAGUAAUAACAGUUGUAAGACAUGGCCCUUCUAAACCAAGGAAUAAUGUUAAAAUUUUGCUUAAUCGCAGAAGUGUUCAGUCUUUUGAGCACCUUAUGGCUGAUAUUGCUGAAGCCUUUGGGCCAAAAGACAAACGAAAAGUCAAAAAACUAUUUACUACUCGGGGCCGUGAAGUUCAAGGGGUAGGUGAUUUUUUCCGAGAUGAUGAUGUAUUUAUUGGUUUGGCAGCAAAUGAACAAUUGACUGAGAGUGAUAUCCAUGACAUUAUUGAAGAAAUUCACCCAGGCAGUCCAUAUGCUAAAAAUAUUAUGAAAGACUUUGAAAGGCAAAAGAAACGAAGACAAGCUCAGGCUGCUAAAGACACUAUAAGAGAUAAUGAUGCUGAUAAACGUGAUAGUGGUUUCGGAGAAGGAAGUGAUGGAAGUAAUAGAGAUCCUGAUCAGGAGUAUGUUAUGUACAAAGGUAGGCCUACUGAAAGAGGCCGUAAACGAAAUGAAUAUCCAAAGGACUAUGAGAUUGCUAUGAGAUUAGAUAGAGAAAAAGAAAAAGCUGCUCAGGAAGAAAAGGAUAGAGUGAGCAAACAAAGGCGAAAGAUGAUUGAUUCAGAACGUAGAGCAGUAGAGGAGGAAAACCGAAGGAAGAGACAAGUGCCAAAGGGACAAGUGGAAGAUCCAUUUAAAAAGAUGAAGGAACAAAAGGAAAAAGAAAAGGAAGAGAUCAGAAGAAGGAGAGAUGAAGAGAGACAAAGAGUUGAGGAGGAUGAGAGACAAAGGAAAGAAGAAGAAAGAAAAAGAAGAGAGAAGGAAAAGCAUGAUAGGGAACAUGCUGAAAAUGCAGCUAGAGAGAGGCAAGCUGCUGCAGAAAAAGAGAAGGCUGAAAAAGAAAGGGAAAGGGCAGAGAAAAAGGCUCAACGAGAUAAAGAACAAAAAGAGAAAGAUCUUAAAGAAAAGGAAGCAAAGGAUAAACAUGAGAAAGAGAAAAAUGAAAAAGAAAAAGAUGUUAAAGAUAAAGACAAACAUCCUCAUGACAAAGAAAAACAUGACAAACAUCAUGAAAAACAUGAUAAAGAGAAGGAUAAUGAUGAGAAAGGUAAACAUUCUGAAAGAGAAAAUGAUGAUGAGAAAAAUAAAAUAGACAAUAAAGAAAAGGAAAACAGGGAGGCAGCUGAAAGAGAAAAGCGUAAGAAAGAGAGAAAGAAACCAAGAAUUGUGAGGAAAACUAAAUUAGAAAGACAAAUAAGCAGUGAUGAGCCUGUAUUGGCUAAAUAUGAAUUAGGACGAACAUUAGGUGAUGGUAAUUUUGCCAUAGUUAGGAUGUCAAAAAUGAAAGCUACGGGUGUUGAAUAUGCAAUGAAAGUUAUAGACAAACCAAAACUGAAGGGCAAAGAACAUAUGGUAGAAAAUGAGAUUGAGAUUAUGAAGGAUUGUACCCAUCCAAACAUAGUGAAAUUGUAUGAGGAGUAUGAAACUGCUGAUAAAAUAUAUCUUGUCAUGGAGUUAGUCAAGGGCGGUGACUUGUUUGAUGCUAUAACACAGAGUGUGAAGUUCGGGGAGGUGGACGCGGCUCAUAUGGUCAAAGAUCUGUGUAGUGCUCUCUUUUAUUUACACUCGCGAGUCAUCGUACACAGGGAUCUUAAACCCGAGAAUUUAUUGGUGCAUAGAAACAAAGACAUGACAAUAUCGUUAAAACUUGCUGAUUUUGGUCUGGCGAUGGACGUGAGGGAGGCGAUCUAUACAGUUUGUGGCACACCCACUUAUGUAGCCCCAGAAAUCUUGUCAGAAAUAGGGUACGGAUUAGAGGUAGAUAUGUGGGCAGUGGGCGUUAUAAGCUACAUUCUGUUAUGUGGUUUCCCACCAUUUCGAAGUCCAGAUCGUAACCAGACAGAAUUGUUUGAGUUUAUUAAAGCUGGAGAAUACGAGUUCCUCAGUCCGUACUGGGACAACAUUUCAUCAAGUGCCAAAGACUUGAUAGAGCAUCUUUUGGUAGUGGACAAGAAGCGUCGUUACACAGCCAUUGAUGUUCUGUGUCAUCCAUGGAUUCUGUGCGGUGGUGACGUGUCAAGUAUGGAUGCAUCCAAAAUUGAUGAGAUGAGAAAGGCGUCAAGAAAAGAGAUGGAGACGCAGGCUGCUUUGAAUAGAGAAUCAUACCUCAAAAUGAAAGAAAAACGAGCACAAAAUGGAUGAAAAAUUACAUUAGAUUUUAGUCAAUAAUUUGUGCUAUUUUUAGAUCUUUUUAAAGCAAUGCUGAUUCAUGCGAUUUUGAUGUAACAUUAAUUUUGAAUAUUUUGUAAAUACACAUUUUUUUUUUGUUAUUUAUGCCAUGAAGGUAUGUUAAAUUAGACACACAUCAUUUUAUUUGAUGGAAAUUUAAUACCAGUCUGUGAUUGUCUGCAUCUGAUUGGUUGUUUAUUCAUCUAGGACUUGAAUGGACCAAUGAAAAUAGAGAACUAUCAGACUGUGUUGCAUUACCAUCUUGAUAAUAGAUGUGUAAGUAAAAUGGACAUACUUGGGUAAUUUUAGAAAUCAAAACGGCUGAAGUUUGUAAAAACAUGGUACUAAGUCUGUAUGAAUUGAUUUGUUUAGGUCAGUGAUGGAAAAGUACAUUUGUUCUGUAAAUGUAAUGAGUGUUGUUGAAUUUUUUUAAAUGAUGGAAUAUCUGCAAAAUAAGACUAAAGCAUUGGAAUGUUGAGAUUUUUUACUCAAUAUACCAAUGCAGUAAUGAUAAAUGAUUUACUUUUGAAAUAAAAAUGAACAAAUGAUUUUAUGUAUCAA